AUGGCCCAACUCAAUUGUCCUCCUUGCACACCUUGUGCUUCAGUGUGCAUUGAACAUCAACCAAUUCAAACGGAGACAUCGAUCGAUAAUCCGUUUCAUACUCCUCGAGAACGACCGGCAGAUAAUAUACAUGAAUAUCAGAAAGAGCUGCAAACUAGUCCGGUGGGUUUACCAGCAAGCGAACCUGCUCCGUAUCUCCCCCAGCGAGCUGGCUGUUCAGAUGGAUAUCCUUUGGCCAAACCGAUGGGUCCACUUGGUCCUUGGGCAACGGGUCGUGUCGAUUGGGGUGCGUUGUCAGGACAAACUGGUACGCGCCCUGUCGUGAAUCAGUACUCGAUCACACGUUACAGCGUAGACGAGUGGCGCCAGAGAAAUGCGGACAUCAUAGGGGAGUGUGCCUCCACCGUUGAUCAAAGCGUUCAAGUGGAGAAUGCAAGUAAGAACACUAUCAUUCGUACUUACGCUACCGCAGACAAGACUCAAACGGAUUGCACGCAGAGUUUGCACGUGCGAGCUAAAAAUAUAGAUGACUUGAAAUCGGAUCUACAUCGUGCAAUAUCGAGCAUGCAGGACGAAAUAACUGCUCUCGAACGUCAGCGUCGGCGUCUGAAGCAGUCACUAGCAGUACUCCGCAUGCCCGAGGCUAUCGCCAACGAAUGCUUGGAACGCCGCACAGGACGCCCGGACACGGAGCUGAUUCGCGAUCGCCCAGAAGAAGAGUUGAUUCAAGAGAUAAGCCUUAUUUCGGAGAUAAAAGCAACAUUGUUGCAAACGCUUGCCAAAAUUGAACAACAGCAGAGCGACAACCGAGCUGUACGCCAGCGCAUGGAGUUUGAUUGGAGUGAGAAAAAGAUGGCCCAUGAAAACGAUGCCAUUAAUUGCAACCUACGGAACCAAUCCACUAACACUUUAUUCAAACCGGGAGCAACCAGAUGUUGUAAUGAGCAAUCGACGGAAAUAUAUUGGGAAAAAUUUACUCGUGAAACUUUAGACAUUUACUCAAGCUGUCGCCAACAAUCGGAGCAAUUACGAAACACACUUGAUGCCAUUCUCACGAAUGCGGCGAGAGAUUUGCGCACACAAGCAGAUAGUGUUGAACGUGCUUUAGCUACUCGUAUUUCCUGCAUGGAGGAAGUUCGAGAAAAACUUGAAAUUGAUCUUCGAACGGUUCUCCAACGUCUUGCAGAUACUGAAAUUCAGAUUGACAAGCUAAAGGUGGCCAUACGAAACAUGGACUACGCAAUGAUGGUCGUCCAAACUAGACUGGAUAAUCGAAAUCAACGUCCCAGAGUUGAAAAUUGCCGUGACCAGCCGCAGACUUUGCUUAUAUCGGAGGUGAAGUCCUUGGAGGUCGGCACGUCGUCUAUGAAUGCUCAGCUUAAGCAAGAAGAAGACGUUAAGCAAGAACUUGUCAAUCGUCGUAAUGAGCUGGAGCGAGAAAUAAUGCUCAAACGGCGCACCAUCGCAAUUGAUCAUGAUCGUUGCCAACUGCUGCGAACACACUUUCCUUCUUCUACUGCCCUCAGUGGAUACUGA
Messenger RNA from Anopheles nili, 1536 nucleotides. Its product is annotated as tektin-4. The record is from RefSeq and is a predicted model, not a curated record. NCBI's taxonomy places the organism in Eukaryota, Metazoa, Arthropoda, Insecta, Diptera, Culicidae. The transcript is spliced from 6 exons. Gene Ontology annotation, biological process: cilium movement involved in cell motility; cilium assembly. The coding region runs from base 1 to 1536 and encodes 511 amino acids. Gene Ontology annotation, cellular component: microtubule cytoskeleton; nucleus.